AUGGACUCCAACAUUUGGUCGAUUCCAUGGCCACGCGAACUUCCGGUAGUGGUUCGGUGCUUGCAAAAGUUACCGCGAGAAAUAGUUCAUCAAGUUUUGAGCGAUUUACCAGUCAUCAAGAUGCUAUCCAUUCUCUCUUGGAAGUUACCAUACCUCAAUGAAUGCGUUCUUUCUCAUAGAGUCUAUGGUCGAUUAUUCACUUCACAAAGCGAAAUUUCGCAUGCUUUGAACUAUUACCCACUCUACCGCGAGAUAUGCUGGUUUUAUCGCUGGCCUCCUGCAGAUGCAGACUCUGUGUUUGCGAAAUUAGGCCAGACACUCUUGAGUAACCUGAUAACCGUGAAUCACCUGGUCUUUCAAAUGAAACGCAUGAUCAAAGUUGGCUUGAACUUAAACAAUCAUGAUUUCGAUCUUCUCGUCAAGUAUGGAGGGCCUUGUCCACGCAUUACAGACAUCAGGUUUGAUGGCAAUGAAUCUUUGUCCAGUUUGAAAUAUUGCUGGGACUAUUGGAAUUGGAUCAAGCAUGCCAAGCUGAAGCUCAACAAACGGAAAUCCGACCAAAUAGAAUUCUCAGCAUAUUUGAUUGAGACAUAUCCACGAAUUCUGAAGAGACCACUUGAUCCAUCGCAGGGGGCUCCUCGACCCAACGCUACUCAUACUGUGGUUAUGCUUGAGAGAAAAGCGAUGAAAACUCUUAAGAACAGAAGUUUAUCCCAUUAUUGGGAUAGUAAUCAAGGCUUUCACAACCCGGGCAGAUAUGUGAUUGAACUAGUACCAUAUGAUCGAUACCUUCGGCUAUUACUUGACACAGUAGACAAGUAUCCACUAGAUGUCAAAGUCACUGGUCUUGAAGAAACUCUAGCCAAGGUCUCGUUACAUAAUGGCGGCCAGGAAACGAACCCAGAAGAUACCGAGUUGGCUAUUAUUUCUAAAAGAAAUUCUAUUGAUUUCAGAUACCCAGAAAACAUUGCUGCUAGUUUAAGGGUAGUAUUGAAAGGCUUGAUGUAUAUAUACACAGAGCCGCCAUUGACCAUACCUCGCAUUCAAUGGGAAUCACUUAGAGAUGAAAAUUCUUCAGAGAAGUGGCCAAGAUUCUUCGUUGACAAAGGAAGCUCCGAACACCGACACUUCCAAUAUCCAUGUGCAAACAAGAAAAUAAAACCUUACGACGAAAGAGAGUAUGAAUGGCUAGCAGCUUUUGUCGAAGUAGUCACGUGGAUAGAAUUGAAUAUUGGACCGGUAAAGGAAGAUUUCUAG
Botrytis byssoidea is the source of this 1257-nucleotide messenger RNA. RefSeq lists its product as uncharacterized. The transcript has a single exon. NCBI's taxonomy places the organism in Eukaryota, Fungi, Ascomycota, Leotiomycetes, Helotiales, Sclerotiniaceae. The record is from RefSeq and is a predicted model, not a curated record. The coding region runs from base 1 to 1257 and encodes 418 amino acids.